Messenger RNA from Maylandia zebra (zebra mbuna), 1936 nucleotides. It is a transcript of the gene fbxo15, whose product is annotated as F-box protein 15. The record is from RefSeq and is a predicted model, not a curated record. NCBI's taxonomy places the organism in Eukaryota, Metazoa, Chordata, Actinopteri, Cichliformes, Cichlidae. Gene Ontology annotation, molecular function: protein binding. Gene Ontology annotation, cellular component: SCF ubiquitin ligase complex.
GUCACCAAGGUGACCGGAUGCUUUCACGGAAUUUCGUUAGCACACAAGGAGAAUUAAGUCAUUUAAUGUAGCCUACUCAUGGAUUUAACACAGUACCAGCUGUUCGUUUUGGAUCCCGGAUGUUAUCUUCACGGUCUUUAAGUAAAAAAGCUGUCAAAUAAACGCUCUUUUAAAGUUUCACGACCUUAAAACCUUGCAAAUAUAAAUUAUCUUGUAACUGUCACAAAGUUGUCAAGACCAGCGGAACAAAUGGCAGCUUCGAAAGCAGUCGUUCCCGGGCGAGCAUUAAGGACGUCCAAAAGAACGGACAAAUCAUCCCCAGCGUCCACUCAGAGCUUUAUGGAAAGACUGCCAUCUGAGAUCCUGAUUAAGAUUUUGUCAUACCUGGAUGCUUCUACACUUUGCUGCAUAAACCACAUCAAUAAGAUCUUCUAUCAGCUUGCCAACAGCAAUGCUCUGUGGAGAAAGCUUUACAUUGCGGAUUUCAGCAAGAAUAAAAAGUGUAUGGACAAAUCUCUGUUGAGGAUGGCCACGAUGGAGGUGCAGGAUCGACCCGAAGGUUACUAUAAGAGGCUGUACUUCAAGACUGUAGCCGAAUGUGACAUGAUCAAGUGGACGAGGCGGCUUGGACUCAUCAGUAUUCACACAGGGCUACCCAGCCAAACAGAGUGGGUCCUCAGAAACUUGAACGUCACCUGGGAACUGACAGUCAUGGAUAGGUCAGGGCGUAAGAGCACUUUGGAGCAGAGCCGGUCCCAGUUCACUGAGACUUCAGUGACACUGUGCUGGAGCGGAGGAGACCGCUUGCCCGACUACCAGCAGAUUUCCACCCUUCAGCUGUACGGUGUCAGGAGGCUAGCCUGCGUCAGCCCAAAGAGCCCUGUUUGUAGGUCCCUCAUGGAGAAGUUAGACAUGCAGACUCUAACUAAGAACAUGCAAGUCAUUGGCCAGGACAGAUUGGUGCAGCUUAAGUUGCUACAGCCUGGCAUCAUCAUCGGUGUCUGGAGGGACCAGUGCUCAGUUGCCUUUAUCAUGUUCACCCUCCACUUCCACAAGCUGGUGGAAAGAAGCACUCAGGGAUCUUCUGUUUGUUCUUAUGUGGAGCCGGUGGUCCAACCCCCUUUCUGUGAUAUAGACCCUGAAUACGGUCUCCAUGGUUACCAGCUACACAUUGUUCUCCACAACACUGUAUGCGAGCUCAUGUCCGGAAGCUUUUCCCAGCUCUUCUGCCGCAGAACUCAGAUCUCUGAUGGGCUGAUCCAGCUAACAGUCAUUAGCAGCACAAACCUGUCCCAGCACACAUCUCUGUCUGGUGACAUCACCCUGCCCUGGUGUUGUGAGGCCCUGCAGGGCACAGUGGAGAAUUGCUGCAUUAUGAGUCUGACUCUGCUAGAUGAAUUUAGGAAGCCCUUCAAGUGUGUCACCUCGCCCGUUUCAGCGGAGCUGGAAAGGACGCCUGUGUGCUACGACUAUGACGGUGAGCACUACCUGAUCCACUAUCAGGAUUCUGACAUCCAGGUGAAGAUGAGGCUUGUGAAGAUGAAUGAACAGAAGCAGUUUAUUCUCAUCAGUUUAGUUGUCUAUGUGAGUGUUUGCUAUGUAAACAAGUAUUUCAGUAGAGAUUACUGAUUGUUCUGGAUUUCCCACAGAAAACUGGUUUCAUAUUUGAUAUUUGCUCGCUCCAUAAGACCAAGAUAACAGGUUGUUCAUUCAUUCAGUAAAUGUUGUAGUGCAAUGACUGCUCGUUUUACUAUUAUUUUGCCUUCAAGUGUUUAAUGAAUGAAUUCAGUUUGAAUGGAUCUGAUUUCUUAAAAAAACCUUCUUUACUCUCUACUUAAUUUCUGAGUUAUUUCUUUUCUUUGGAUUCGUUAAGCUUAAUCCUUCCCCUGUUCUUGUCACUUUGCCUUUGACAAAAUAGUAAAGUCCUUGAAAUGUA